AGACCACCGUCAGUUCACCAAGCUCUCUGGAGAGGAAUAGAGAAGAAAGACAAUCAGACAUUACUCAGCAUUUAUCCAUUUAAUCUAAUAUUUGUAGAUUUAUCUCGUCUGAAAAUGGCAAACUGUGGAACCCUUUUGAAGAGUGCGCUGGUCGCUGUUGUCCUGAUGGCUGUAAUUCACUCUGGAUCAGCAGAUGAGAAGCUGGCUACCUGCUGUAAGAAAGUCAACAUAAAGGAGAUAACAGAGCCAAUCACCGGAUACAUGCUUCAGAGAGGCAACCUUCCAUGUGUCCCAGCUGUCAUCCUUCAAACAGAAAAAGGUCUUUUCUGCACUCCAGUGAAAGCCCAGUGGGUUCGCCGCAAGGUUCAGGCAUUCUUGAAAGCAAAAGCUCAGGCCACCACUUCAUCUGUGGUCCCCUCGUCUACUGUCUCCCUCCUCUCCAUCAUCACAUCCACUGCCUCUCCUCCUUCCUCCUCAACUCCUCCUUCAUCCUCUCUUCCAUCCUUCAUCUCCACAUCCGAGAUGCCUGCUGGUGAAACCUUUUCAGAGACGGACGACGAGUAGGCCCGCAUCUUCACUACCUCCGGCCAAUGAAAACAAAGACUGAGUUUGUCAGAAGAAGAAGAAGCUAUCGAUUAUGGCCUCUCAAUGAUAAUAACUCAUGUUUGAUUUAGAACCUGAAGAACCUCAUUAUGUUUAAUUAUUAAUUCAUGUUUAGUAUUUAUUUUAUUUUGAUGCCUACUCUCAAUGAGUAAAAUAAUUUAUUAGUUUAAUUUAAUGGACCAGAGCUGAUAGAUGUACUCAUGUAUUUAUUACCAAGUGUAUUUAUGCUCAAUGGGGUGUUUUUAUUAUAACUAUGCAUCUUAAAGUCAACUCUUAAAUUUAUGAAAUUAUUCUGAGAAAAUGUUUAGAGAUAUUUAUUCAUUUAUUUAUUUGAAAGCUUUCAAAAACAGAUGUUGUGCAACUGUAAAAACAUUGGUCAGAAAUAAAUGUUGCACAUGUGA
Messenger RNA from Dicentrarchus labrax (European seabass), 1004 nucleotides. RefSeq lists its product as uncharacterized. Lineage: Eukaryota; Metazoa; Chordata; Actinopteri; Moronidae. Gene Ontology annotation, biological process: immune response. Gene Ontology annotation, cellular component: extracellular region. The transcript has 4 exons. Gene Ontology annotation, molecular function: chemokine activity. The coding region runs from base 115 to 564 and encodes 149 amino acids. The record is from RefSeq and is a predicted model, not a curated record.